Cantharellus anzutake is the source of this 1896-nucleotide messenger RNA. RefSeq names its product major facilitator superfamily domain-containing protein. The coding region runs from base 179 to 1795 and encodes 538 amino acids. NCBI's taxonomy places the organism in Eukaryota, Fungi, Basidiomycota, Agaricomycetes, Cantharellales, Hydnaceae. The record is from RefSeq and is a predicted model, not a curated record. Gene Ontology annotation, biological process: transmembrane transport. The transcript is spliced from 13 exons. Gene Ontology annotation, molecular function: transmembrane transporter activity.
GAAAAACACACCAUUGAGGAAUCACCCCCAGCCAGCAAUCACGAGGCACAUGAUGGCUCGAGGGACCUCGAGACACACGAAAUCCCCCAAAAGUACGCCCGCCUUUUGGCGUUGAGUGCCCUCUUCCCUACAUUCUUAACUCUUUACCAGCAAUUUUAAGAUUGUCAUCCCUGGCUUAAUGCUAAGUGUCUUUCUUGCGGCUCUGGACCAGACUAUCGUCAGCACCGCUCUUCCCACAAUCGUCAAAGAUUUCAACAUCUCCUCAGGCUAUUCAUGGAUCGGAUCAGCAUACCUCCUCACAUCUGCCUCCCUUUCGCCGCUAUAUGGAAAACUAAGCGAUCUCAUUGGUAGAAAAAAGGUUCUUCUGACAAGUGUAGCCAUCUUCAUAGUCGGAAGUGCUCUGUGUGGUGCCGCACAGUCAUUCGUUAUGCUCUCGGUUUGUCGAGGUAUUCAGGGCAUUGGUGGUGGCGGGAUCCUUCAAUUAGUCAAUACAACGCUUAGCGACAUUGUCCCUCUGUCCGAGAGAGGGAAGUGGAUUGGAUUCAUCGGGGCCACGUGGGGAAUUGCCAGCGUUCUGGGUCCAUUGAUCGGUGGGGCGUUGACUGACGGUGUAUCAUGGAGGUGGUGCUUCUUCAUCAAUUUGCCGUCUGGGGGGCUCGCGGCGUUCCUAUUACUCUUUCUCAGACUCAACCCGCAUCAGCAACGAACAAUAAAACAACAUGUCCGAACCUUCGACUUUCUGGGCCUCUUUCUAAUGGUGACUGGCGUCGUCCUUCUUCUCCUUGGGUUCAACUCAAGCCAGUCUUCAUGGGGCUCCACGACGAUCGUGUUGCUGGCAGCCGGUGCUGCCCUCAUUAUCUUUGGAGCUGUUAAUGAAGUUUUUACAAGCCGGGAGCCGAUCCUUCCCCCUCGUUUGUUCAGGACUCGAACGCCCACGAUUAUUCUCGCGAGCACAUUCGCUCACGCACUAUCUUUCUUUAGCGUGUCGUACUACCUUCCACUGUACUUCCAAGUACUAGGGUCAUCUGCUCUAAUGUCGGGUGUCCGAAUGAUUUCAUACUUAUGUGGAGGCUCACUCCUUGCCGUCUUAUCCGGCCAGGUUAUCUCUGGUGUUGGGAGAUACCGGGAGGUGAUGUGGUUCGGUUAUGGUUUUAUGGCAUUGGGCGUUGGUUUAAUGAUGACGUUAGAUAAUGGUUCAAGCCUAGCUCAACAAGAGAUUUACCUUUGUAUCGCUGCACUUGGGACAGGAUGUUUAUUCCAAACUCCUCUCAUCGCACUUCAAGCUGCUAUGCCUCUCAAGGACAUGGCAACAAGCACGGGCGCGUUUACACUCCUUCGUACGCUUGGAGGGACAAUUGGAAUUUCGAUUGGGGAUGCUAUCUACUCGUCAGAGCUGGAGAAGAGGCUACGACGGAUCCCAGAUAUCGGAAGUUUCUUGAAUGGGCGAACGAUCCAUCAAUUGACCAAUGAUGUCAAGGGUUUGACCCAGAUUCAGCCCCCAUCCCUCAGGGAACAGAUACUUGAGGCAUAUACGAAGAGUGUGUCAUUUAUUUGGCUUGUCUACACUCCUAUCUUGAGUGCCACCUUCGUUUCUGUCCUUUUUGUUCGCCAGUACUCGUUGAAACGGAAUAUCGUUCGAACUGGGAGAGGAGAGGAGCCUCAGGCUGGUCGAGCUACUGGGCCUGCACUCAGGGCCAAUAAUGAGAGGCCAGCGCUACAGGAUGGUUCUUCAUCUGGAGUUCGUGUCCCUGUAGAUGUCAAGUAUUCCGCUAAAAGCUUGGAAGGGACGAGUUAGUCUUCGUUGUGCUGGGAAUUUCAACCAUUUCAUUUGUUACGCGAGCGGAAAAACCCACUCAAGUUUCGCUACUCCGUAGCGGGUCCUACGUUUUUUUCUCU